This is a messenger RNA of Haliotis rubra (blacklip abalone), 1201 nucleotides long. Its product is annotated as PITH domain-containing protein 1-like. The record is from RefSeq and is a predicted model, not a curated record. Gene Ontology annotation, cellular component: nucleus. NCBI's taxonomy places the organism in Eukaryota, Metazoa, Mollusca, Gastropoda, Lepetellida, Haliotidae. The coding region runs from base 179 to 817 and encodes 212 amino acids. The transcript has 6 exons.
UAUGUGGAACUCUCCUGUCAAAAAGACGGUGUUAGGGAGACUCUUCCGGAAGGCAUGUCAGCAAGUUUGGGGCUGUGAUUUCUGUCAGUAUUGUCCGUUUCCCUCUCCUAGGGUACAUCCAUCUUUUAAUUUUCGAUUGUAAAUCGCCCCUGAAGGUAUUUGGGUUUGAUAGUUCAUAAUGUCAGGGCACGGACAUGGACAUGGACACGGCCAUGACUGCGGAGGUGGACAUGACCAUCCUUCAGAAUCAGAAAUGGCAGCUCAGUUCAGUCUUUACACAAAGAUCGACACAGAACGUGUGGAAUGUUUAAAUGAAACACUGGAUGGAUCGGGCAGGACCAUCUUCAAGCCAUGGGAUCAAAGACUGGACAAGGACAAGUAUGUUGAAAGUGAUGUUGAUGAAGAAUUAAUUUUCAACAUACCAUUCACUGGAAGUGUAAAAUUGAAAGGGGUUAUUGUCAUUGGUGGACAAGACGACAGUCAUCCUUCAAGAAUGAGACUUUUCAAGAAUCGUCCAGGGAUGACCUUUGAUGAUGUCAGCAUCGAAGCAGAGCAAGAGUAUGAACUACACCCAGACCCUGAGGGGAUGUUAGAAUAUGCAACAAAGGCUGCAAGAUUCAACAGUGUUGAACACCUAACCAUACAUUUCCCCGGUAACUUUGGGAAUGACUCCACUCUUGUGUAUUACAUUGGUCUGAGAGGAGAUUUCACUCAGGCUCGCCGCCACGAGGUUACAAUCUGUACUUAUGAGGCCCGGGCUAACCCAUCUGACCACAAAACCAAUGUCCUCGACUCUAUGUCGAAUAUGAUCUCGUGAACAUGAUGCACACAUCUGUAAGCCUGCCGUUAUGUAUUUGGAAACUGCUGCUACGCUUGGGACGCUUGGGAGACAUGGUGUUGAAUUGUGAGGUUCCUGUUGAGACCUGUGUUUUACAAUUAUGAACACAUUUCACACUUGCGUUGUGUAAACAAUCACCGUCUUGAAUGUGAACAGUUGGUUGUACAUGCCUGUACAGUCUGAUGUAAAGUUGACAACAACAUUCAAAUGAAAGUGACACUUUGCGCUUGAGCUUCACUCCAUCAUUAUCAGUCCCUGUACUGUUGAUAUGCCUGCUUCACAUCAAGGUGCAUGUUUUCUGGUCCUUUCCCAUGGAUAUGUUUCAUAAUUUGUAUUUAUUACAAAAUAAAUAUAUAAAACUAA